GAAGCCAUCAAAACAAAAUCAGCGAUUGGCAUACGGACUCCAAAUCAAAAUAUCAACGUGUGAUUAUCGUGAUUACACUUUUUUUUACCUUUAUUAAAACAUGAAUCCCGUGGAAAGUUUCGUGUUUCCGGAUAUUCCCAAGACCAUACGAGAUGUGCUCUUCAAACCCGAUAAGCAGAUGAUCAUUGUGGGUGUGAUUGGGAAGUCCUCCAAUCCGACCUGCAACAAACUGAUCGGAUUCAAUCUACUGACCACUCAUCCAGCUCUGACCGAUUCGAAGUGUUGUGAGGGUCGCAUAAAAUUCUACUUCGAAAACGAUGGCAACGUGCUGUACCUGCACUUCGAGACCACAUUCGACCAACAGGUCAUGGCCGAACAGCUGGCGAAAGCGAUCGAUACCGGAGUGCAGGACAAUUUUGUCAACUUCAAUAGCUACGUCCGUAGCAGGUUUGCGAGGAUGCUACUGUUUGCCAUUCAGGUUUGCCACAUGAUCGUGCUGGUAGAACCAACGUCAGUGUUCGACACAAGUUACUUGUCCAUUUUCAAGUCGCUGAAGAUCAUCCGCGAGAAAUACGUGCUGAAAUUCUUGCCGAAACUGCUGAAAGCAUCAAAUGUGGGCAACUAUAUGGGCAAAGAAGCCAGACUGUGUAGUCCGAGAUUUAUAUUUCUUUUCGAGGGCACAUGCGAUAUAAAGCCGGAAGACGUUGAAAAGCUGGAAGCCUUAGAAUGCGCAGUAGAAGAAGAUAUCUACAAGAUGCUGAGGACUGAAUUCAUCAUCACGAACAACAGUGCAAUGUCGCUGUUUUCCAUUCCAAGGAGCAAGAAGUUUGUGUUCUUCAGUAGCGAUUCGAAGGCCAAGUCGGACCCGUUACUGGAUUCGAUAGACAUGCUUAUGGAAUACCUGGAUAAACCAGCUGCCGGACAGCAGGGCGAUAAGGAUGAAGAAGAGUUCAUGAACAAGUUGCGGCCGUGUGCUGGCUAUGGAAUGUCCGCUUGGAGUGUCGGAGCAGGCGCUCCGAAAACCGAACGCGAAAGGAGUGUCUUGACGCUGAUAAAAAAACACGUGGCCGAAGCGUUUGAGCACGGAUUUGACGACAGUGUGUCCAAGUAUAGGGGUCGGAGUCAUUUUGCAGUCCCGGGCUUCAAAUCAUGGUUCGAAGGAUUCAAGUUUCUGCACAAAAUCUUUAUCGAAAACCCUGACAACCAGAACUACGAGCCAGUCGAUGUGGACUACAAAGCAUACCUGGAGAACUUCCACAAGGUCAUCGACAUUGACGAACGGUUCUUCGCGGACGUUUGUGAGCACGGAAUGGAGCUCGCCAUGGUAAACUACAAGGAAAUGCUACCCCAUCACUACAGCGGAACGUUCCACGAGAAGAAGUACCAACAGGCUCGGGAACUUUUCCUGCGAUACGCCCGGGGACCUGAGGUUGAGAAGCACGAACUCAAACUGAAGGACUAUUGCGACUCGAUCUGGUUGAACGGGAAGCAACAAUGCGAGUAUCCCAGCCUGCGGGGGAAUCCUUGUGCGCUCGGGAAGCAUAAAGCCAAUGACCCGAUGGAUCAUUCUAGUGGGGUCGUUUUCGUGUCCGCUUGCAACUGUGGACGCACCCAGGGUCAUCGCGAAGAUCCGUACACAAUCAGGCAAGCUAAUUAUGAGUUUUAUCAAUUAAUCGCCAAAAGUUGCAGCAACUGUACUCUGCUGGAAAGGAUCAAAUUUCCGGUGUUCGAGCCGUCCAGUAGCGACUUCCGUGCAGCGGAAUUCAUUAACAAGAAUCUAUCGAACCUGAUGUCCCUUGAAAAUUCGAACAGAACUCCUGAUACCGGCACUCACCCUCCGAUGACCAACGAUCAUUCUCCACAUCUGUCUGGCAGUCAGAAAAGCCAAGACAGUGCUUCGAAUCUCACGUUUAGUAUUGAUGAUAAGGAGGAAAAUGAGACUCAUGCCAAAAACUACGCAAGUCAAGGCGACGCAGACGAGGCCCUGGAACAGGAAAACUUGAACGAAAUUGUCAUCAAAGUUGGAGAACACGCGGAUCAAACAGACAAAGAGAAAGCUAUUCUCAGGCAACCUUCCACGACGGAAUAUCUCCCUGGGAUGUUACACGCUACCAGCCCAAUAGGAUUGCUUCCGCAAUUCCCUUCGUGGUCGUUAGUUUGUCUUGGACCUAGCUCAAUAUACACUCACAACAGUGGGCUUCCGGAGCAUAUUCAAAGCGGAUUCCUUUCUGGAUCAAACUUUCUACUGCCGUGGGAUGUCAGCGUAAGACUCGAACACGCUCAAUCCUGGGCUGCCUCAUAUGAGAAAAUCAGGAACCGGAAGAAGAACGUCUCCCAGUCCAAGUCGAGCGAUUCCAGCAACAACUUUACCCUGAAAAUUUUCAUAGGCAUAGAAUACGAGUGUCUUCGUGGCCAUCGGUUCAUCAUGAGUGGACCGGACACAGUUCUUCGCGGUGGAUCUGGUAUCGUGCGAGACAGUGGCAGCAAAGUCGUGUUCAACGAUAUGCCCAUUUAUUUCCCAUGCCUGUGCCGCAAUUCAAAUGUCGCUCAAUUGAUGCGUGUCCACAUCGUAACCCCCAAGGCACCAGUCAAUGUGAUCCUGGAACCGAAGGCGAAAAUCUUCCAGAACAACAUGCAGAGCAACUUCACGUUUACCACGGGCCAACCGGAACCGAUCAAGCUGACGCAGAGCGCCUACUGGAUCCUGCGGUUACCGUUCGUGUAUGAAGGUGACGAGGGCCCAUUAAUGCCACCGAGUGAGGUGAAUGCUAGCAAUGCUGCCAUGCACGGCAUACUGCUGGCCGGAAUGUACGGUAUCAAGGAAAGUGAGAUCAGUGAAGAGCUGCUUUAGAUGUAGAGAAAUAUGUAUUCCUGUGGUUUCUGAGUUGUUCGAGCAAAUAAAUUGUUAAACAAAAGUUUUUAGCAGAGCGUAGUUUCGAUCUACGGACCUCUGGGUUAUGGGCCCAGCACGCUUCCACUGCGCCACUCUGCUUGCAUGGGAUCAGAGAAUUAAUCAUUAAGAGCUUAUGUGGGAUUUAAUAAAUUUCUGAUCCAAUGUGAAA
Molecule: messenger RNA, 3062 nt
Organism: Aedes aegypti (yellow fever mosquito)
Lineage: Eukaryota; Metazoa; Arthropoda; Insecta; Diptera; Culicidae
Product: protein SMG8
Exons: 5
Coding region: 101-2851 (916 amino acids)
Biological process (GO): nuclear-transcribed mRNA catabolic process, nonsense-mediated decay
Source: RefSeq, a predicted model, not a curated record